AUGAAGAAUUUCUACAAUGACAUCAAUCCAUACAUUGACCUUUGUUCAUCUUUUCAAAAAAAUAAUGGAAUUUGGUUUUCAAAAGAAUUUUAUAAACAUAUAACUGUAGGCAAAGAAAUUAGAAAGAGAAAGUUUGAUAAUUUUUCAUCAGACAAAGUUUUAGUACAACAUUAUCUUCAAUUGGGUAGGAAUCUAGAACGUUUACUUCCAUGUGAUCAAUGUCCUCUAAAUACACAUAAUAAUAAGAAAGACAAUAGAUGCUUGGUGCUAAUGAAAAGAGAUGAAAUCUUACAAAUUCCAGUUAAAAGAAGUAAAGUAUCAACUUCCCAACUACUACCAAAUAAAAAUAAACCAAGAAUCAAAAUGCCACUAUCAGAUAUAGUUAAAACUUAUCGAAUAAUAAAUGAGACAUCUGAUACUAUAAAUAGAAAUAAAAUGGAAAAAGAUAGUCAAGUUUUAUCUUCUCAAUCUGAGGUACCUGAUCAUCAAAGGUUGGACAUGACAAUCAAGGAGAAAUUUCUUAACAAAUGGUUUAUUACAACAGAUGUAAUAAUUAAAAAAUUAUUAAGAGUUGCAGAAGAAAUAUCACAUGUUAAAUCUUAUUCUGUAUAUAUAGAUGAUUCUAAACAAGACUUUCAAGGUUGUAAUAUAAUGGGUCUGGGAUGGAUUAUUCCAACUUCAGAUAUUAUUACAAAAAUAUUGAGGAAUAAAGAGAAAAUAUAUGAUAAUAAUAUAAUACUUUCUGCAGCAGCUCAACAAAUAAUUCAUGAACUUAAAACGAAAAUUUGUCUCAAAAAGGUAGAAGCUCAUGCAGAUAUUGAAUAUAAUGAGAUGGCAGAUCAUUUAGCUCAGGUAUCAAGUAUAGCUCCAUUUAAAGAUCCAAGAAUUAGUAUCAAUAGCCAUUCACUAAAUCAUUUAAAAGUAAUUCCUACAUGGAAUGAUUUGACACUAGAAUUUUCAAUUAAAACAAUGACCAAAAAACUCAGUAGUGAAAUAUGGAAUCAAAAAUGGUUACAACAAAACAGAACUAGAUUGUGGAUUCAUACAAAUAAAGCAAAAAACAUAAACUGGGAACUACCAUGGAAAACUGUUCAUCAAACAAAAAUUUCUUCACUUUUUUCAAGUUUUGAGAAGGCUGCUAUGAGAAAAUUCUCACUCAAAUUAAUUAAUAAUGAACUACCUAGACUAGACAAUCUUCACAAAAGAAAUCCAUUGCUAUAUACUUCAAAUACAUGUAAUUUUUGUCAAAUAGAAAUUAAAAAAUAA
Molecule: messenger RNA, 1266 nt
Organism: Diversispora eburnea
Lineage: Eukaryota; Fungi; Glomeromycota; Glomeromycetes; Diversisporales; Diversisporaceae
Source: the annotation of a GenBank genome assembly